Esox lucius (northern pike) is the source of this 3663-nucleotide messenger RNA. RefSeq names its product interactor of little elongator complex ELL subunit 2 (gene ice2). Gene Ontology annotation, biological process: snRNA transcription by RNA polymerase II; snRNA transcription by RNA polymerase III; positive regulation of transcription by RNA polymerase III. Lineage: Eukaryota; Metazoa; Chordata; Actinopteri; Esociformes; Esocidae. The record is from RefSeq and is a predicted model, not a curated record. Gene Ontology annotation, cellular component: transcription elongation factor complex. Bases 235 to 3291 code for a protein of 1018 amino acids. The transcript is spliced from 15 exons.
ACACCAGGUUUCCUCAUCACUGUAUUUCCAUCCCUGUUUAAGAAAUACAAACACUGAAUACAUUUUCCAAUCAUUUGCCAACUGGAACCUUCUUCAUCAGCUUUGUUUCCACGGGAAUUAUCACAGUUACACCUCAACAACUUUAACGAGUCCAUGCAGAAACCGAAGUUUACCCUCGAUUCCAUUACUCAUUUUACAAUAUAAAUCAGAUAUAAUCCUGAAGCAGCGGCACACAUGGAGCUGACAUGGGAGGACAUCCCAGUCCCUGAACCGCACUCUCUACUAUUCAACAAAGAUCUCUACGAUAAAUUCUCCCUGGCGCCAACCAUCAAGGAACUCUGGGCCAUCGCUCAAAGUCCUGCUGUAAAGAGUGAGGUGAAAGAGGAAUCAGGAGACCGUACCACACCAGUCAACAUGCCCUCUACUCAGAACCAGCACAGAACAGCUGAACUGCCUUCUACUCAGAACCAGCACAGAACAGCUGAACUGCCCUCUACUCAAAUUCAGAAGCAUAGAAUUGAAACUAGAGAUAAGAGUGGUUGCAGUGGAGAGCCCUCUGUUGACAGUGAAGAUGAAGACAGUGACAGUAAAUAUGGUCACCCACCUGUUGGGUUUGCUAUCCCUAGUCAAAACCCCAGCCAGACAGCAGAGGCUUUCCCUGAGCCCAGACUGCCCUACCCCUGUGUCUCCAGUCUCACCCGUAACGAACAGCGGACCUAUCUAAAUGUGCUGACCAGCAAACAUCCCAGAGAGACUCCUCAGAAUCUGCUGAACCGUGUCAAAGGUGAGAGGUCAGAGUUCAUGAGAUACCUGCAGGAUGUGGCCAGGUUGUGUCCCGAUGACUACAAAUACAUAUCCCAAGGGGCAGCGCUUUACUCAGAGGAGUACCUGAAAGUCUGUCUGGACCAAAUAAAGAGCUGUCCCCACUUCUACCAGAUCCAUGAGAUGACCAGUUUAACAGGGGGAACAUUCUCUUCCAGCCUCCAGCUUAACUUUGAGAAACAGCUGCUGGCUAUGGGUGAGGUGUUGAUAACAGACCACAAGGUGGUUCCUAAUGAAGCUCAGCUGGAAUGGGACUAUCAGAUUGUUUCCUCACACACUCCUCCAGCUAAGAAAGCGAAGCUGUCACACACUGCAGUCAGCACUGAUAGUAAUGCAGAGAUGCUGAGCAGUCGGUAUGAACCCCAUGUGGUCCUGUGCAGAGAGAGUCUGGUCAGGCUGUUGGACAACCAUGGUCCUGACUUCAUGGAUCCCUGGGAGAUCCCAGUAGUCAUCAAGACCAAUGUUGUGAAAGGCAGUAGCCAUAGCAAGACCGUGUACCUGGACCCUCCUCUCCUGCAAACCCAGAUGAGUGUGAGGGAACGGAGCCGGCUCUUCCAUGAGGAGAGCAUCAAACUAUCAAUCAACAAAACUGGAACUAAAAGUGUCUUCCAUGUGAUGACUGAGAGUCCUGCUGUGUACCGACAACUCCCAGCUGAGAGCUCCCAGAGGACCUUGAUGUCGUUUGAGACCUCGGUUCUGGAUUUUGGUCUGGAUCUGACAGAUCUGGAGACUUUUGGAGAAACUACUUUAUCCCCAAAGAGGCUGAAGACUCAAAAACUACAGAAAGAUGCUACAAGUCAGCCAAAAGCUAAGUCUCAACAGACCUGCAGGAUCUCCAGUAUUCAGGAGAAGGAAGAGGAGGAGGAGGAGCAGGAGGUGGAGGAGGAGGCAGUGCCUUCAGAUGUGGCAGAAGGGGAAGAACCAGGGGAAAGUGGGCUUGGAGUGGUCCAGAGCCCUGCUGGGAACUUAUUGGCUGUCCCCAAACGGCUAAGGCAUAACUCGCAGGAAUCAGAGGAGUUAAUCUCUGGUCAGGGGUCAGGUCAAGGGUUAGGGUCAUUCUCAGGUGCAGACUCUGAGGAUGAGCGCCUGGUGAUCGAUGACCCUCUAUCUCCUGCCAAUUCCACCAGGGCGCCUCAUACCACCAAACCCCUGACCAAGCUGCCCAAUUUGGACACCCAACUGAACCUCCCUGGUGAGGCUAUCCUAGACACCCCACAGUCUCUAUCCUCCCAGCGGAUUAGACCAAGCCCUUCCUCCCCCACACAACCCCGCUCCACCAGGACCAAGAGAGUGGCCAGGAAGGCCAAGGUGCCAGGGAGCUGUGAUCAGUUGGGCCAGAUCCUAGCCAUGCAGAAGGCCAUGCUGAAACCCUCACAUAGCCAGAAUCAGACCCAGGACUUAGCCACACUCUGCAAUUCCCAACACACAGCCUCCCUCUCCCCCAGAGGCCCAUCAUGGCCCAACUCUAACCCCCAAUCCCUGGUAAAGCCUUGUGUGUCCAGUUACCUGGAGAGUACCCAGGAUGUAGAGACACAUGUCCACGCCCCCAUUGGAUUUGCUCCAAUAAACAACGACAAGACUGCACAACAAAAACGGCUGCUCUCUGAAGAUCUGCUGGUGGGGGCGGAGGAUGAGGGGGACUACACACCUCCAGAGGAGGGAAAUCUGCUCUAUAAACUCUACAGUCUGCAGGACCUGCUGCUGCUGGUGCGAAGUCACGUGUCCCUGGCACACACACGGAACAUGGGCACCGGAAACAAGGCGGUUCCUGUCCACAUCCUGUCCAAGAUGGAGUAUCAGCUGUCUUAUGGUGUGGAGAGUCUCACUAACACUGAGGCCUGCCAACUUUGGGCCGAGAAAUUACUUCACUCAAGCACAGUCUCUUACAUAGGUCACAUCAAUGCUCAUACCUCUAAGCUGGCGUUGCUCUGGAAGCUGCCUGCAGACUGGAAACCCAGUGCUUCCUGUGACUUCAGACCAGCCAAGUCUCUGAACAUUCUGCACCAUCUUCUGAAGAUGAUGACUGGGUUAUCUGAGGGGCACUACCUGAUUGGACAUAAGGCAGGGGAGCCCUUUGUCACCAUCUUUAAGGCAGUGGAGGGAAGGAGGGUGGUUCGAGGGGUCUAUGACCUGCAGCAGACCCACAGCAGGGUGCCCUCUAUCCCUGAUAUUGGCCCUUCAUCCUGGGUACCUCUGGAUCCUGCUGUGGUCCUUCCCUUCCACCAGAAACAUGGCCGGCCACCCUGCAUCUUUCCCCCUCCAGACCUGCAGCAUGGACACAAGGCAGGGAAAGGCAGGGCUGGAGGGCCAGCAAUGGCCAAACCUAAUUCUCCAUCCAAGCAGGGAGUAAAGAAGAAAAAGAAAAAGAAGCGGUUAAAAACUGUGAGACAAAACCAGAAGAUCAAGAAGCAGAUCCAGCGCCAUCGGAACAACCAUUGGAACCCUAUGGAACCAUCUACAGGCUCAUAGAAAAAUACUUAUAACUAUCUUCUUAAACAUUGAACAUGCCAAAUACCCAUAUGGCAUUCUAUAGAACAAAAGAACCUCUCAGAACUUUAGAUGCAGUCUGGGAUUAUUUGUCUACUGGUUUUAAUAAUUCUGUGUCUUGUAUGGAAUGUAGUGGCUGACUGAGCUAUGAUGAUUCUACCCAAAUGUUAUGCCAAUAGAAAUCCAGCCCAAAAUGGGCAGUAUGGAAAAUGAUUCUGUUAAUUCUAAAAGUCCCUGGCUGCAUCUUCUAAGAGUUUGUUUUCUUGGUGUACUUUUUGCUCUCUAUUAAUUUUGGUCUUUAUUUAAAAAAUAUAAUGUAAAUUUUUGAUGAAAAUACAGAAAAAUAAACUGUAA